Messenger RNA from Miscanthus lutarioriparius, 2358 nucleotides. Lineage: Eukaryota; Viridiplantae; Streptophyta; Magnoliopsida; Poales; Poaceae. The record is from the annotation of a GenBank genome assembly.
AUGGAGGGUGGGGGCGGGGGCGGGGCGCCGGUUUCGCCUAUUGCGGGCGGCGCGCGGCGGCACAAGGUGCUCGCGCCGUGGCGCUUCCAGAGCGGCUUCGUGCGGCGGGAGAUGAACGCCGGCGUUGUUUCCGAUGGGAAGCGUGGCGGCUUGGAGACGCUCCAGAUGAGCUGCCAGACGGCGACGAGUGACGAGCCCUCCGUCUCCCUGAACGACGGAAGCGGCGUGGAUGGGGAGAGUCCAGCGACCGAUGGGGAAAUCGAGGUUCCGAAUAACAGAGGUGGCGGAGCGGUAGACGGAGAGAAUCGCGGCUUGGGUGGUGUCGACGGCAAUCCGGCUGCCAAAGAGGGCGAUUCACUACCCAAAGAUGGCGAAUUUCCUGUGGACCUUGAGAACGACAUAGUCACAGUAGAUCCCCAUGGGAUGGCCAAACCUAGUGAUCUCCCGGGUUUUCAGAACAAUGGCCCUGCCGAGGAGACCAAUUUGGCAGUGAACAACUCAGAGGGUUUCAUGACCAGUGAGGGCACUGUACCAGGUUGCAGAAAGGGGCGCAAGGCUGUUGUGCCAUGGAGGUUCCAGAUCGGGUACCAGCCCAAGUGGUCACGAGAUUUGUUCUCAGGAAAUAGAUCUAAUGGAGAAGCUGAAGAUCCAACAUCCAAGGUCGGAGAUGGAUCAAGGAAGGCUGCUCCUGCCAUGGCACGCAACCACUCUCGUCUCAAAGGUUCAGCUACUAGUGGACGAUCUUCAGUGAGAAUUCCUAAAGGAACUGGUUCAGCACCAAAGAAGAGGAAAGUUGACAAGGAUGACCAGUAUGAAGCGAUGGCAAAUAACAGAAUUUCCGUGGUCAGAGAAAAUGUAUUGACUACGUUGCGGGAGUUCCGGAUAGUUUACAAGAAGCUCCUGGAGGAAGAACAGAUCAAGUGGAGGGAAAGGGGGCAUGGUCUGAGCCCUGAUCUUGCAGCUUUCAAUAUUUUUAGGGAGAGAUUUUGUGCCAAUUACGAUGACCUGAAGUAUGACGGAAGCAUUCCUGGAGUUCGUAUUGGUGAUGUGUUCAAUUCUGUCAUGGAGCUUUACACUGUUGGUAUACACCGUGCACAAUCGUUAGCAGUUGAUCACAUCAGAAAGAAGGAUGGGACGUGUCUAGCUGUUAGUGUUGUGUCGUAUGCACAACCUUCUGCUUUUGAUAGUUUGGAUUUCCUGUUAUACGUUGGAUCAGUGACUGACACGUGUGAUCAGGAAAUGGAAGGAACUGACAUGGCACUAAAAGAGAGUAUGGACACUGAUACCCCUGUCCGCGUUAUCCAUGCAGUGGUAACGGAGCUAGGUGAUGACUGCCAACCCAAACAGCUUACUAGUUAUGUAUAUGGUGGUUUAUACUCGGUUGAGAAAUUCAACAGAGAAAAAACAUCAGGAAGUCAGUAUGUUAGUAUUUUUCAUCUAAGAAGAAUGGCAGAGCAGCAACACAUCGACCUACAAGUUUUGAAAACUAAAAUGCCGGAAUCAUUUGCUGGCACUUUCAUUGUAGACAUGUCUGGAGGUCUUGAGAAGGUUCCUAUUUCUGCUAUUAACUCUAUAUCAAAUGAGUACCUGACAACAUUUCACUACAUUUCACAAAUACAGUAUCCCCUAAAGUACAGGCCAGAUCCUCCAUCAGGUUGUGACUGUGUUGGUGGGUGUUCACUCUCUCAAAAAUGUGCAUGCGCGGUAAAAAAUGGCGGGGGCUUCCAUUUCAACGAUAUUGGUGGACUUACGGAAGGAAAACCUCUUAUUUAUGAGUGUGGAUCAUCAUGCAAGUUUCCUCCUACUUGUCGCAAUAGAGUUAGCCAGCAUGGAAUCAAGUUUCGCCUCCAGGUCUUCAAAACCAAGUCAAUGGGGUGGGGAGUAAGAACUCUUGACUUCAUACCAGAUGGAAGUUUUGUAUGCGAAUACGUAGGAGAGCUAUUGACGGAUGAAGAUGCCCAGGAGAGAAAGAAUGAUGAAUACCUAUUUGCUAUUGGGAAUAGCUAUUAUGAUGCACCUCAUUGGAAGGCCGAGAUCAAGGCUAUUCCCUCUCUUCAGAAUGGCCCUAGUGAAGAUGACGAAACUGUCUUUGCUGUUGAUGCAUUGAACCAGGGCAAUUUCGCAAGGUUCAUCAAUCAUUGUUGCACCCCGAACCUUUUCCCGCAGAAUGUCCUCCAUGACCAUGACAAUAUAAGUAUGCCUCACAUCAUGUUUUUUGCUAGUGAGGAUAUUCCUCCCCUUAAAGAGCUAUCGUAUGAUUACAAUUAUCAAAUAGAUAAGGUUUAUGAUUCUGAUGGUAACAUUAAGAUGAAAGAAUGUUUUUGUGGGUCUAAUGAAUGCAAUGGACGGUUGUAUUAA